Messenger RNA from Platichthys flesus (European flounder), 2655 nucleotides. RefSeq lists its product as uncharacterized. Lineage: Eukaryota; Metazoa; Chordata; Actinopteri; Pleuronectiformes; Pleuronectidae. The transcript has 2 exons. The record is from RefSeq and is a predicted model, not a curated record. Bases 325 to 2229 code for a protein of 634 amino acids.
CAUGGGAGGAAACAUCACAAGGAUCGGACUGUGACGAUGGAGCAAGGGCCUCCACGUGUGUUUUACGCAUGCGCACAGCUCCACUGUGGCCUCGCCGUGGGCUCAUCUGGCUGCGAGGGCGCAUGCGUAAAUCUGUCCCAUGACGUCAGUGUCGGCUCCCCGUGUGUCUCGCGCACAACGUCUGAACAAAGGCCUGCCCCUUUUUUCAUGAGGAUUUCUCUGCCGCCAUCGUUACUUUACGAGUAAUCACGAUUACUACAUCGGAUUACGCUACUUUUUCUUAUUUUCCCGAGGCGUCGCUGACCGCAGGGGAACGCGUCCGUGAUGGAUGCGGAUCAGCACGAGAGCAGCGGCGAGACCAAGUCGGCCAUGCACACUUGGCGGUUUCGCCACCAUUUCACGUACAAGGCAGAUCAGGGAAAGAAUAUCAUCGUGCAGUGUAAUCUGUGUCUGCCGAGGGUCAACCUGCUGUCCACGUCGAAAACCUCCACGUCCAACCUCAAGAAGCAUUUAGACAGAACACACUUGGGCUGCGAAGCCUGCCCUGACGUCAAGAGGGGGAGGAAGAAAGAGGAACGCAACGGUGAGGAGAGCAGGCACUGCCAGCUCAAGAAGCUCAAGGCAGAGAUCAUCUCCAAGUACACCACCCAGGCAAAGGUCGACGACCUCAUCUACGACUUCAUCGUGGAGGACUGCCUGUCGUUUUAUGUGCUGGAGCAGCCGGGCUUCAUGAAGCUGAUCGCAGGCUUGACUGAGGGGCUGAAGUCCAUGGACAGGGUGACCUUGUUUACAAAGGUGGACCAGAGCUUCUCCAGGAUGCGGGAGGAGCUCAUGUCCAGGCUCAGCAGCGCCCAGUACGUGUGCACCACGGCUGACAUCUGGACAGCCAACAACAGGAGCUUCUUCGGGAUGACCUGCCACUGGAUCGACAGCUUCUCUCUGGAGAGGAAGUCUGUCGCUCUGGGGUUCGCCCGGCUGCAGGGCAAGAUCACGUACGACACCAUCGCUGGGCGCAUACAUGACAUCCACGUGGCCUUCAACAUCGAGAGCAAGGUUCAGAUCACGGUCACGGACAACGGCAGCCCCUUCACGAGCGUCUUCAAGGAGUUUGCAGUGGACAGCCAUGACAGCGACGAUGACAUUGGGUUCUUUGAGAACGUGAGCGCUGUGCUGCAGGGCGAGCCGGAGAAGGGCCUGCUCCUGUUCCUGCCCACGGUGCAGCGCUGCGCCUCACACACCCUGGAGCAGAUUGUGGCCGAGGACUUUUGGCAGGCGGUGUCCCAGGGGCCCAUGUGCCAGCUGCAUUACAGCACCAUGGCCAAGGUCUUUUCCAUAUUUAGCAAAUGUCACCAUCUCCAGGUGGGUAUGGACGCAGCGGAGGAGAUAGGAAAGAUGGCGCUCGUGGUCCCUUCAGUAAUCCGCUGGAACGUGGAGUACUGUGCCGUGCAGAAGAUCGUCUCCCUCACCGAGCGCGAGCUGACGGAGCUGUGCGCCCGCCUGGAGGUGCCACGCAUGCAGCCGGAGGAGAUGGCCUUCCUGAAGGAAUACGUGACGGUUUUCCACCCGCUCGCUUUUGCACUGGAACUUUUCCAGGCCGAGCAGAAAUGCUACCUGGGUCUGGUCAUCCCGACCGUGCUCAGUCUGAAGAACAAGCUGAACGAGCAGAAAGACACCACAACCUACUUCGGCGACGUCAUCAACGCCAUCGCGAUGGGUAUUGACGUGCGGUUCCUGGAGCUGUUUGCCAGCACGGAGGCAAAGAUCGCAACAGCUACAACGCCACAGUUCCGCCUGUGGUGGAUGGCUGCGUCCGAGCGGGAGGAGAUGUGCUCCCUGCUGGCCACAGAGGCGUCGCUGAUGGAUCCCUGCACCGAAACCGAGGCGAGCCCCAGCCGGGACCCGUCCACCAUCAAGUCGGAGGACGACUUCUUCAGCUACGGCUCCGCGAAGCCUUACGCGCAGAUCCAGCAGCGGGGGGUGAUGGAGGAGAUCCGCAAGUACAUUGAAGGAACAGGGAAGAGCCUGGAGUGCCUGCAGGACUUCCCCCGAGUGAAGCAGCUCUUCCUCAAGUACAACACCACCCUGCCGUCCACGGCGCCCGUCCAGCGGCUCUUCAGUCAGAAGGGCAACCUGGUGACGUCUCAGAGGAACUUUCUGACCGACGACUACUUUGAGCGCAUUCAACUUUUGAGAUACAACAGCAACUUGCUCUCUUUGAACAUAGAGUGAAUUGAAUGCCAUGAACUCUGUUUCUCUCUCUCUCUCUCUCUCGCUCAGCCUUUUCAUUGACACGGAAUCAAACCACAUUGUGCUUAAACCGUCACAGGAAACCACCGAGCUCAUCAUCUCAUCACGUGUUUUCUAAAGGAGCCCUGACCUGCUCUAAUAGGCGUUGCUUAUUUCUCCCACUCCACAAUGGCCUAAAGAAAAAAAAUCUGAAUUGACAAUCAUUGACAGUGACAUUCAAGGACUGAAUAUACUGACGCUAUCUUUUUCAGCGUGCUGUCGUUUUGAGUUGAAGUAGCCACAGGGUUAAAAAGAAGUGAUCUUUUUUUUUUUGGUCUUUCAUUUCAGUUAGUUUUUUCUACGGCUGUUAAAUGAGAAUGCAUCUCCUGUCUGUAUGUUUUAUAUCAUAUAUAAAGAUAUACGUGACAA